CACGAUGGGCGGGGCCAGCCCUCAGUCCGGGCAGCGCUCUCCCGGGAGCGGUGGCACGCGCGGAGCGCCGGGUGCGGCCAUGCGGGGCCCGGGCCCGACCCCGAGCCCGAGCCCGAGCCCGAGCCCGAGUCGGAGCCCGAGCGAGACCCCGAACCCGAGCCCAAGCGCGACCCCCGGCGCGGCGCGGCUACCCCGGCGAAGGCGGCGGGCGCGGGGCGCGCUCUGAGGCCCGGGGGAUGCGCCGCCGCCUCGAUCAUGGGCGCCGCCGCCUCCAGGAGGAGGGCGCUGAGGAGCGAGGCCAUGUCCUCGGUGGCGGCCAAAGUGCGAGCAGCUCGAGCGUUUGGAGAGUACCUGUCCCAGAGUCACCCUGAGAACCGCAACGGCGCAGAUCACCUGCUGGCUGAUGCCUACUCUGGCCACGACGGAUCCCCCGAGAUGCAGCCGGCCCCCCAGAACAAGCGCCGCCUGUCCCUCGUCUCCAACGGCUGCUACGAGGGCAGCCUCUCAGAGGAGCCCGGCAUUAGGAAGCCCGCAGGCGAGGGCCCCCAGCCUCGAGUGUACACCAUCUCUGGGGAGCCUGCCCUGCUGCCCAGCCCCGAGGCGGAGGCCAUUGAGCUGGCGGUGGUGAAGGGGCGGCGGCAGCGGCACCCUCACCACCACAGCCAGCCCCUGCGCGCCAGCCCUGGCGGCAGCCGGGAGGACGUCAGCAGGCCCUGCCAGAGCUGGGCGGGCAGCCGCCAGGGCUCCAAGGAAUGCCCCGGAUGUGCCCAGCUGGCUCCUGGCCCCACCCCUCGGGCCUUUGGGCUGGACCAGCCACCUCUGCCUGAGACCUCUGGCCGCCGCAAGAAGCUGGAGAGGAUGUACAGUGUUGACCGUGUGUCUGACCGUGCUUUCAAAGGAAUGUUCCUCAAACUUUGGGUGGCCAAAGGGAAAGUUAAGCCAAAAAAAAUCAAAGCGUCAAGUCACCAAGAGCAUGGUCUUGACGACAUCCCCAUUCGUACCUGGUUCCCCAAGGAAAACCUUUUCAGCUUCCAGACAGCAACCACAACUAUGCAAGCCAUCUCGGUGUUCAGGGGCUACGCGGAGAGGAAGCGCCGGAAACGGGAGAAUGAUUCCGCGUCUGUAAUCCAGAGGAACUUCCGCAAACACCUGCGCAUGGUCGGCAGCCGGAGGGUGAAGGCCCAGACGUUCGCUGAGCGGCGCGAGCGGAGCUUCAGCCGGUCCUGGAGCGACCCCACCCCCAUGAAAGCCGACACUUCCCACGACUCCCGAGACAGCAGUGACCUGCAGAGCUCCCACUGCACGCUGGACGAGGCCUUCGAGGACCUGGACUGGGACACUGAGAAGGGCCUGGAGGCCGUGGCGUGUGACACCGAGGGCUUCGUGCCACCAAAGGUCAUGGUGAGGCCCAGCCCGGGCAGUGCUCCUCUGCACCCCAGCAGGACUUGGCCCUGUCCCAAGAGCCCAGCCUGCUCUGCCUGGGACCACGCAGCCUUCUCCAGCUGCCUGUGGGAGGGGGUCUCACAGGGCUGUACCCUUGGGCUGCCUGGCAGCCAGAAGGUAGCCUCAUGGGGGCUCCCACAGCCCCUCGGCUUUUGGAUGGGCCUGGGGCCCCUGAGCAGCUCUUUGUCUCCCCAGCUCAUUUCCUCCAAGGUGCCCAAGGCUGAGUACAUCCCCACCAUCAUCCGCCGGGACGACCCCUCCAUCAUCCCCAUCCUCUACGACCAUGAGCACGCAACCUUCGAGGACAUCCUUGAGGAGAUAGAGAGGAAGCUGAACGUCUACCACAAGGGAGCCAAGAUCUGGAAGAUGCUGAUUUUCUGCCAGGGAGGCCCUGGACACCUCUAUCUGCUCAAGAACAAGGUGGCCACCUUUGCCAAAGUGGAGAAGGAAGAGGACAUGAUUCACUUCUGGAAGCGGCUGAGCCGCCUGAUGAGUAAAGUGAACCCAGAGCCGAACGUCAUCCACAUCAUGGGCUGCUACAUUCUGGGGAACCCCAAUGGGGAGAAGCUGUUCCAGAACCUCAGGACUCUCAUGACUCCUUAUAGGGUCACCUUCGAGUCACCCCUGGAGCUCUCAGCCCAAGGGAAGCAGAUGAUCGAGACGUACUUUGACUUCCGGCUGUAUCGCCUUUGGAAGAGCCGCCAGCACUCGAAGCUGCUGGACUUUGACGACGUCUUGUGAGGGGCAGAGGCCUCCGCCCAGUCGCCAUCAGGCCGCUCCCUCUGCACAGGGACCUGGGGCUGGGCCGCCUCGUGCUCCCCGGGACUGUGCGGCUCUGGUCUUGCCUGGAGCCACUUCAGGGCACCUCAGACGUUGCUCAGGUUCCCCCCGUGGGUUCCGGUCCUCACCGCACCCAUGGCCAUAGAGGCCUCAGUCCCUGGGGGCCGGGAGGAUCCCGCCCCAUGGCCCGUGGAUGCUCAGCGGCCAGGCACUGACCUGCCAUGCCUCGCCUGGAGGCUCGGCUUUGGGAAUCCCCUCCAUGGGGUUCAUAGAAAUAAGUGCAAUUUCUACACCCCCGAAACAGUUCAAAGGGAAGCAGCAUUUCUUGUUAACUAGUUAAGCACUAUGCUGCUAGUUACAGCAUAGGCACCCCAGCCCAGCAGCCCACAUGUGUUCAGGACCCUCCCUGCCCACCCCCUCCCUGCCGUAUCGAUCACCAGCACCAGGGUGGCCCGUGUGCUUGGGGCCAGUGUCGCCGGGCUGCCCAGCCUGGCUCUGUCUACACUGGCCGAGUCUCUGGCUCUGUCUGCACUGGCCGAGUCUCUGGCUUUGUCUGCACUGGCCAAGUCUCCGACUGUCUGUGCUUUCACUUCCACUUCUCUUGCCACCCCCUCUCCCCGCUUACUCAGACCUCAGCCGGCGCCAGACCCGGCAGGGACGGUCUGGGCAGCAGGAGGGAAGGGCGCAGCGUCCCCUCCUUCAGAGGAGGCUCCAGGUGGGGCCUGCUCCCCAUCCCCCCAAGCCCACCCAGCACUCUCAUUGCUGCUGUUGAGUUCAGCUUUUACCAGCCUCAAUCUGGAGGCUCCAUCCCAGCACAGAGGCCUGGGGCUUGGCAGGGGCCCGGCUGGGGCUGGGUCCUGGGUUUCAAGAACCUCACCAGUACCACAAUGGGCCCCUGGACCCGGCCGCGCAGCUGGUGGACUGUAGGGUCUCCUGACUCGGAGGAGCUCCCAGCUUUUGUCCACGGCCGGCAGGAUGGGCUCUCGUGUAUAUAGCUGCGGCUAGGGGGCAGGACCCCCUUGUGCAGAGCCAGGGGUCUGAGGGCACCUGGCUGUGUUCCCGGCUGAGGGAGGGCUGGGGCGGGGGCCGGGCUCAGAACGGUGUACGAUACCCCUCAUAGUGACCAUUAAACCUGAUCCUCCACCUCG
Messenger RNA from Rhinopithecus roxellana (golden snub-nosed monkey), 3371 nucleotides. It is a transcript of the gene NSMF, whose product is annotated as NMDA receptor synaptonuclear signaling and neuronal migration factor. Lineage: Eukaryota; Metazoa; Chordata; Mammalia; Primates; Cercopithecidae. Gene Ontology annotation, molecular function: protein binding. Gene Ontology annotation, cellular component: nucleus; cytoplasm. The record is from RefSeq and is a predicted model, not a curated record. The transcript has 16 exons. Bases 256 to 2184 code for a protein of 642 amino acids. Gene Ontology annotation, biological process: positive regulation of neuron migration; regulation of neuronal synaptic plasticity.